AUGGCUUCUUCCUACAGAGACAGUAACUGGGACGAGGCCGAUCGACAGUCUGAACAAAGGUAUUACUCAGUCAAGCGUUACGUCAUUCCCUCCGAACAAAGCUCGAUGUAUCGACGAGAUGGGCCCGCAACGAGCGAACGCGAGCUCACCAUCCGGCCCCAUCACGAUCGAGAUGACCGGUAUAACUACGAAUAUCGUAGGGAGAAAGAUUACGACCAAGUCUAUCGUGCUUCGAGCCAUGCACCCUCCCACCACGAGUCGGAUUAUCAAUUAGUCAGCCGACCUGACCCUGACGAGCGGUGGGCGUUGCGGAGCUCCCGUGAUCCGCGAGACGACGACUAUUAUUACUCCCGAAGCACCAGAGAAUACGACGACGGUCGUCAUCACUAUGAUGAGUACGAAGAGCGCUACUACGCAGGUGACAGUCCUCGUAGCUCAGGAUCGCAUCGGACCAGGAGCCGUCGUAGUCGCAACUGUAAUAGUGACGAUGACAUGGUCUACUCCCGCAGAGGUAGAUGCUAUCGCGAUGAGAGCCCUCGUCAUUACAAACGUCAUCUAGCCGAAGGUGCACUAGUUGGAGUAGGUGCUGCUGAAUUGGUGCGACACCGCUCGAAGAAGAGGGAUGGGGAGGAAUCUAGCGCAUUCAGCCGCAUCGGGACAGACGUUGGCGCAGGAGCCCUGGGUGCCGUAGCUGCUGAUGUUCUCCAAAGGGCUAGAAGUCGCCAUCGCAGUAAGAGUCGCAGACGCGCAGAAUCGCUAGAUCGCGGGCGAGAUCACAAUCGGGAGUAUCGCCAUCGACACCGUCGACACCGCAGUCGCUCAUCUCCGGAUUCCCGCGUCAAAACUCUGGCAGGCCUCGGAUUGGGCGCAGCAGCUAUUGCGGGAGCAGUUGCGCUAGCCCGGAAAAAGUCUCAAAGAAGUGAGAAAGCUGGCAACUCGCACCAUGGUAGACGGAGCCGGUCCCGCCAUCGUCGAGGGUCCGAAUCUGGGUCUGACAAUGGUCGAAACCCUGCCCACCGCAACAAGCGAAUGGCAGAAGCAGGUCUUGCGGGAGCGGCAGUAGCAGGAUUGAUUGAGCGAGCUAGGAGCAAAUCUCGAUCUCGAAAAGGGGAGAGAUCCCGCAGCAGGAUUAGGCAGGGUCUUCCCAUAGCAGCUGCUAGCCUUGGCAGUGCAGCAAUUGCAGGUCUUUAUGAAAAGCACAAGGAGAAAAAGGAAAACGAAUCCUCUCAACGGCAUCAUAGACGUAGAUCUAGGUCUCGAAGCGUGGUUCCAUCAUCAGCCUACUCAGACCCCUCCGGAUCAGCUCCCCAGCUCAUAGAGUACGGCGACGAUCCCGUGUACGGAAGCAUCCCAACUAAUCACUACUAUGGACGGCCCUCGAGCAGGCAAUCCUCCCCAAGGGCCAUUGAAUCAUCUUUCCGAAGAAGAAGCCGGCACCGGAGCGUCAGCCGGAGUCACAGCCGUAACAGACAUCAUUAUCGUGAUGACGGCUCAGGAAGCAAUUCUUCUUUCUCCGACCAUGAUGGCGGUCGCAACCACCGCUCCGGCCAUCAUAAGGAACGUAGCAGAAGCCGUACUAGAGAUCUUGCCACUGCUGGGCUUGCUGCUGCUGGUGCCGGGCUUGCUGCCAGGGAAUAUACCCAAAGACAGGAGCGGAAGAAGGCGGAGAAAGACCGAAGAAAAUAUGCCCGCGACCAUGACUACACCGACUCAUAUGAGGAGGGCUACGAUCCCGUUCCCCGUGUCCCCUCUCCACCGCCAAACGGCGCCAAUUACUACCCACACAGUAACCAUUUCCCACCCCCACCAGGCUCAACUCCUGUUCCGCCCAACCACCAAGGAGGCCCAUAUAACCCGGCAGACUAUCCGCCGUCUCCCGGUGCGCCACCCAUGACACAGGCAAACUACUCCUACCCCCCACCACCUCCUCCUGCAGCGGACCCUUACUCACCCAGGUCCAUCAAAGGGGAAGAGAACGUGAGUGCUGUCCCGACGCCAAAUCCCACCCUCUCACAUGAGCAGCGCCACAUGUCAUCAGAGGGUAUAAUGGCAACAGCCCCGCGACAUCUGUUGCUGCCAUCAACUCACCCAGUCAGUGAUACUGGUGCGCAGUCCGCAACCAGUCUCGGCUACUCUGCUUUUCCUUUCGCUCCCACCCCACCGCCGCUAGCAACAUCGCCACAACCAAUACCAACCUCACGAAACCUAUUCAAUUCCUUUUCACGACCAAGGUCAUCCAGCCAACCCGCCUCGAUACCAGCCAAGUCCGUCCAAUUCGAUCUCCGACCGCAUUACGCCAGGUCUCCAUCUACAGAUAGACAUGCACGAAUCCCCAAAGGCGAAAAUCAAGGCUAUGAGACCGAUGACAGCGACUCAACCAUGGACGGACUGGAUCGUUCUCUUCGGUUUCAUUCCCGACCCCAUCACAGACCCCGCACCCACACCUCCUACCAUCCUCACCAAUCGACGGCCUCGCCAGCAUCAAUACCAUUUCCGUCGGCACCAAGUUUCCCCCAUACAUCAGCAACACCACAACAUAGGAGCGACAAAACCCAUACCAGGGUCCAUAACAACAACAACCUCGAUGUAGAAUCAGAUACGACCAUUGAGCUUUCUGAUCGGUUUGACGCGCGCGGCCAUCGUCUUCUUGGAUCAUGGAGAUGA
This is a messenger RNA of Paracoccidioides lutzii Pb01, 2664 nucleotides long. RefSeq lists its product as hypothetical. The transcript is spliced from 4 exons. The record is from RefSeq and is a predicted model, not a curated record. Bases 1 to 2664 code for a protein of 887 amino acids.